This is a messenger RNA of Eimeria tenella, 1395 nucleotides long. RefSeq lists its product as uncharacterized. Lineage: Eukaryota; Apicomplexa; Conoidasida; Eucoccidiorida; Eimeriidae. The annotation marks the transcript as partial. The transcript is spliced from 4 exons. The record is from RefSeq and is a predicted model, not a curated record.
CAGCUGCUGCAGCCGGUGGGGGGCGAGGGCGCAGCAGCAGACGCAGCAGCAGCAGCAGCAGCAGCAGCAGCGGAGCUCACGGACCUCAAGAAGCCCAGCGUCACUCCCAGCGAAAGAGACCUGCGGCUGCUGCUGGUCAAAGACCUCCGCUAUCUCCUCAGCAGCAGCAAAGAAGCAGCAAAAGAGCUGCUGCCUUUUAAGAAAGCAGAAGCAGCAGCAAGACUGAAGCAAAUAUCUUUGCUGCUGCAGCGGCUGGCGCUGCUGGGGGCCCGCUACGAGCAGCAGCUGCUGCACAGCCUCCGCGGCAGCAGCAGCAGCAAAAUUCGAAAAAUAACAAAGUUGUUUAUUACCAACAUUACGGAAGAAGCAAAAGAGUAUUUAAUUGCUCCGGAGUUCUUUUCUGCGCAGCUGCAGCAGCUGCUGCUGCUCGUGCUGCAGCUGCAGCCGCAGCAGCUCAGCCUGCAGCGGCAGCAGCUGCAAGCAGCAGCAGAUGCGUACAUGCUGAAUCUUUCGAUGGACAAGAAGGCAGCAGUCCGCAGCUUCUUCGUGCACGUGCAGCAGCUGCAGCAGCAGGACGUGCAGCAGCAGCAGCAGCAGCAGCAGCUGCUGCUCUCCGACGCAGAAGCAGAACUUGUCCUCGAUAUUGUUGCGCUGCUCUGGGACUCUUAUUAUAGCCACAGUGUAGAAAUAAUAGAAGCUUUAAAGUUUAGAGAAAAUGGAGUUUCGGGGCAGCAGCAGCUGCUGCAGCAGCAGCAGCAGCAGCAGCAGCAGCAGGUGCUGCAGCAGCAGCAGCAGGCGCUGGCCGAGUCGAGCAGCAGCCGCACGCUGGACCGCUACGGGUUUCUUGCUGCUGCGCAGCUGCUGCUGCUGCUGCAGCAGGCCCCGCUGGCGAGGGUUUCGCUGCUGCUGCCCAGCUGCAGGCUGCUGCAUGCAAGCAGCAGCAAACCCCUCACUUUUGCUGCAGCAGGCAGCUUCGCAGUGAGUUUGGAGUUCAGGGACUUCUUCAGCAGCAAAGCAGCAGCAGCAGCAGCAGCAAGCCCUCAGCAAACAGCAGCAGCAGCAAGCUCUCAACGAGCAGCAGCAGCAGCAAACCAAAAAACAAAUUCUCUCUUUUCUCUUGUCAUCAAUCAACUCACUCCUCAAGACCUCAACAACCUCUUCAGCCUCGCAGACGAACCCGUCCAAGUCGAGUCCACACUGGAGCUGGUGCAGCUAACUCCCGUUGCUGCCAGUUCGCUGCGGCAGACUUUUUCGCUUGAAGAGCAGCAGGCGCCUUCCCUUAAGCAACUCCUUGGAGUGCCUGCUGCUGCUGCUGCUGCUGCUGCUGCUGUGGAUGAGAGACUCUUUGAGGGAAUAUUUUUGGGGUCUCGUUUGGAGCUGAGGGCCCUUUUGAAU